AUGGGAUCCAAGCCUUAUGAAGUGUUCAAUUUGAGCACAGUUUAUAUUGGGUCAGCUGUUGUGGUGAGCGAGCCAGGUCAAGUGGACGUCUUCCCUCCAGCUCGGGUCACUGACCUCAGAGGCCAUGCAGCUAACGACCUAGUUACCCUGACCUUCACAGCGCCCGGGGACGACCUUGAUCGAGGAUAUGCACUAGAGUAUCGCGUGUUUUGGAGUGAUGAUGGAGCAGUGUGGUGGGAGGUGGAAGCCUCCAUCUACAGUGUGGUGGAGGGAGGCAUGGAGGCCCAGGUACAAGUAAUGCCUCCCCGGUGUGGAGAUCUCGUGUACUACAGGGUGAGGGCACGAGAUACUCGCCUACAGGAGGGCGCGGAGUCUAACUUGGCAGCUGUCAUUACUUCCUGUGGGUUCACCUCAACUCUUCCUCCGACGGAAGCUCCGUUGGAUCAUUGCCCCUCAACUGUGGCUGCCAUAUGUGGAGCAUUCUUCGGGGGCUUGGCCUCUGGGCUUGUCCUUGCAGCCUUCAUUUACUUCCUCUACUUCACAUAUUCAAAUAGGGAUGUUGGCAGUGGUGAUGUGAUACAUCACCAGGCAAUCAAUAGGAGUCAGGCCAGCGCCGCUGCCAUCUAUGAGAACGCUGCCUUCACCACCAAUGACUCAAGGAGUGUUCAGAACACUUACACAGCCACCCCCACCACGCUAGCAAGUAAAAACCCUAUCAAUGCAGCACGCACGCCGAACCAGAACCGCUCACUGCCUCCGAUUCCUCUCCGCAAACCCGUCCCAAAAGAGCGUCAGCUUCCUAUAAAACCAUCAGUGGAGAUCACUAAGACAGCUGCAGGUCAGAGCGGGCCUCAGCGUCCCAAGAAACUCACGAGACUCCCAGGCAACACAACAACGCCCGAGGUUACCCAAGAAUGUUCUGGUUAUGAAGAGAAUGAAGACACAGUGUCACAGUCGUCCGAACAGAUAUACGACACUGCUUACUCCUAAUUUCUCAGUGUUAAUUCAACUGAAGGAUGUUUGCAAAUACUUAUAGACAAAUCUAACACUGAAGAAGGUCUUUCUGACACCUUUCUCUUUGUCUCAUGACUCAAUUUAUUACUUGUGUUUUCUUAUUCUACUUUUACUGCAUCUGAAGAUUUCUUCUUUAUCUGCUUUGUCAAAUUAUUUGAAAUUUAUAUUUCGCUGUCAUAUAAAUUGUCUUCCACACUUCCCUGGAAAUACAUUCCAUUCUCCAGGGCUCCUAGAGACUCGAACCGCGGACCCCACGCGUGUGAGUCCGGAGCUCUCACUUGAGCUUUGACCUCACACGCGUGGAGUCCAUGGUUCGAGUCUCCUAGAGCCCAGGUGAACAGAAUGUCGUUAUCAUGUCCACCCCCACCCCUCUCCUCUUCAUUUAUUUGGUCCUUUUCUAGUUUUUUCUUGUGCUUGUUCAGGUGAGGUAUCCAUACUGUGCUGCAUGUUCAAGAUUGGGUCUGAUGUAGGUUGUACAUAUGACCCAGAAGGAUCUUUUCUUCAGGAUUCUGAAGGCUAAACGAUCAUUAGCCAAUUUGCCAUUUACGCUGAUGUUAUUCUGAUAACAUUUAUUUCUAGUAUUAGAUGUAUUGUGUCCAUUCUAAAUUCUUUCACCUUUUCUUUUACAAGAAUCUGUCUUCCCUUCAUUGUGAUCAUCUCUGGAGAUUGUCAACAGCCUUUCGCGGGGUAUCACAUUACUCGCUACAAACACUGAAACAUGAAGGAGGAAAUGUUCUAUAUCAGGCUACUGAGGUCCACUAUAAACAGGAUGGGCACCGCCCCCUAUUGAACUGCAUUUGUUACCUCUCCUCACCCUGACAUCUCCGCGCUCACUCUAACACUUUGCUUCCAACAGGAGAGACACUCAUUCUUUCAUAUGAGCGCUCUUCCAGAUACACCAGCCUGCUUAUACAGCGUGAGGAGGAGUUUCAAGUGUAGUGCAGAAACACUUGCUUUCCGAUAGUCGAGGAAAAUGCAGUCUGUCCAUCCCUCUGCUUCUUCUUUGCUUCCUUCAUCUAAUUGGAGAAUUUUAAAAAGUUUAUCAUGUAGGAUCUUAAUUCACUAAAUCCAUGUUGAUGUUUAGUGACAAAAUUUAGCUGUUGUAAGUGAGCUACUAGUCUGCUUGGAUCAGUCUCUCUAAUAACUUGCAAGGGAAUAUUUGCUAUUCUCUUCUACAUCAGCUCAUGUCUUCCUUCUGAUUUAUACAUUGAAACACUAACCAUUUUUCAAUUGUGUAGAAGUCCUCCAUUUUUACUGAAGAAGAGUUAAAUACUACAGAAUGGGGGACUGCAAUGUUUCCUCCGUCUCCUUUAGUUUCAAAGUGAUAUAUUGUCAGGGAAUGCCACUUUAGUUGUAUCUAGUUUCUCUAGGUGUUUCCUUACUUUUGAUGUUAAUACCAUUGCGGUAAGUACUUUCUGUGGGGGUGUUCUGUUCUGCUGGGGCUUUUAACCCCAGUGACAGGUUAGAUUUCAGGUUCAGAACUUCCUGAAAUGUUUUGUUGAGUAAUUCGACACAUUAUUUUCUGUGUGAUCUCCCUUUACUUUGUGUAGCCUAAUAACCUAAUUAUUAUUAUUAUUAUUAUUAUUAUUAUUAUUAUUAUUAUUAUUAUUAUUAUUAUUAUUAUUAUUAUUAUUAUUAUUAUUUUACACAUAUCAGAUUCGGAGUUCUCCCAUCUAGCAACUCACCUCAGGGCUUACUCAAUAAGUCUUCCCUCAAACACGUCUUGCCAAUCGGUUUACACAACAAUUAUUGCUUGGUUAACAGAGACAAGCAGUUAAGGAACAAUAUCAAGUGCUAUUUCCUGCUCAGUGCACGAGCGCAACUGGUAUUCUUUGCAAGGCUUGGAGUGUGCUACUGCUACACCGAAAUCAAUGGCAUUUUUCAUUUUGUGUAGCUGAAAAGCUGUUCAGGCUGGAACUUAAUCUUUGGUGCGUCAUUCUCGUACUGCUUAUCCCUAUGAAAACAUUUUGAUUUCCUUUAACAUGUUUUUCUUUCUCUUAGUUUUUUCCAUGAUUCUUUACUUUUUCUCUUUAACUUCAGGGACUGCUUGUGUCAUACCAUGGAGUGAUGCUUUGCUUGGUUCUCUUAUCCCUAUGAAGGAAGUACGAUCCUUCCUUAAUCUUCCUUGUUGAAGCUUUAAAUUCUCUUUCUCGUGCUAUUCUCUUCAGGAAAUCUCAGACCGUUUGGUUUUUCACUUUUUAGUAUGUUAUCCUUACGUUCUCCUCGUUUCUUCCUCUUUCAGUAGAUCAGUGAUGGAAUCAGAGUUUGUCUCCUGUGGAUUCCUUCCAAUAUUGGUCUCCAAAUGCAUGUUUGAACUGAUGAGUUAGCCUAAACAUUUGCUCGUAAAGAGGGGAUUGAUUACCAACUUGGACUGCCUUUGAGCAGCCUGAGGGCAGUAAUAUUCCGGGAACAUCAACAAAAUCUAGUAGAUUUGAGACAAAGAAAAAUUCACACCAAUUAUUCCAUCUAUCAUCGUUAUAUUAUGCAGGAAGAACCGCACGUCUAUGGGUCAUCCAAUAAGGUUAUCAGACUUCUAGAUGUUACCACUGCUAGGCUUUGACUCGGCUAUAAGUACCUCUAGGAGUUUGCAACAUCUGCUGAUGUAGACUUGACUAAAAGUAAACUCUGUCAGCAGAACUAUUCGCAUACCUUGCGAAUCGCGGAAUUCGGAUAUAACACCAUAAAUUGUGUCCAAGAAAUGUGUAAGUACUUCAUUUAUAAAGAUGUACUGCCAGGAAUCUUAGCGAAGUAUUCCAAAUGUGCUUACUGUAGGUGCAGCCUGCAAAUGACUGUAAAGCUACCGCCCAGUUGGG
Procambarus clarkii (red swamp crayfish) is the source of this 3827-nucleotide messenger RNA. The record is from RefSeq and is a predicted model, not a curated record. NCBI's taxonomy places the organism in Eukaryota, Metazoa, Arthropoda, Malacostraca, Decapoda, Cambaridae.